Messenger RNA from Aplosporella prunicola CBS 121167, 1441 nucleotides. RefSeq lists its product as uncharacterized. Lineage: Eukaryota; Fungi; Ascomycota; Dothideomycetes; Botryosphaeriales; Aplosporellaceae. The transcript has 4 exons. The record is from RefSeq and is a predicted model, not a curated record. Bases 202 to 1260 code for a protein of 352 amino acids.
CCAAAAAACAACAUCAAGACUGAGUUUUCUUCAACAGCAAAGCCAGGACCUGACAUUGACUCCUUGAACCAUACAUCAUCGUCAAGAGCUAGGAAAGACAGUUACAAACGCCGGGGGGUUCUAUUCGACUGUUUCCUCACCUUAUCCAAGCCAGUGCCUUGUCUAGCACACGCAUCACAGUAGAACCUUUUGUUCCGAAAAAUGGCUCCUGAACCCCCUACUACCGUGCACCUGACCAGCUACGAUGAUCUGAGCGGCGCCUCCUUAACCUCCUUCACCAACCCCUACGAUGCGCUGCUGACCGUCUCAAAAAAUGAUCCAAAACAACUGCAAGUCCACUAUGAGAAACACCGCGUCUCGCGGAACGAGCAGCAGAAGGCGAAGCUCCUGGCCCCGGAGUUUGAGGGCGUGGUCGUCGACCCGAUUUUGAAGCGCCUGGAGGACCCGACGAUCGAGCCCGGGUUCGUCGAUCCUCGCCAUUGCUUGGUGUUCUGGGCGAGGCCACCGCAGAAGGUCAGGACGCUGGCAGCGGAGGUGCAGAAGAAGCUAAGUGAGGUUGUGCCGAACCUCUGGCUCAUGCCGCAGUCCUCACUGCACAUGACCGCGCUCGAAGUAACGCACUCGCAAACGCCGGCGACAAUCGAAGCGCUGGUCGCGCAGAUGCAGCCCGCCAUCCCGAGCAUAGCGAACCACACGCACGCGCACCACGCCCGCCUCAUCAAGCCGCAACUCGGCUUCGACGCGUCGGCGAUCGCGCUGUCCUUCGUCCCCGCCACCGGGCCCACCGACACUUACUCCUACCACCACCUGCGCCGCGACCUGUACGCGCGGGUGCGCGGGACCGGCGUCGACGUCGCCAGCCGCUACGUCGUGCCGAGCGCGCACUUGACGCUCGCGCGGUUCAUCUGCGCCGAGGACUUUUUGACUGCGGAAGCGGACGGAACGGGGGUCGGUGCCGGCGAUGUGAGCGUGGGCGCGGGCGCAGAUGGCGCAGGCGAGCUCUCGACGACGGCGGCGCUGACCCCGAGCGGCGCCGCGAGGGGCACGCCCGUUGUGGAUCGCGCCAAGGUGCGCAAGCUGGUCGAGCGCAUUGACGAGGUUAAUCGCUGGCUGGAGAGGGAGUUUUGGCCGAGGCAGGGCGAGGAGACCAGGGAGGGCGGCGAGUGGGUCGUUGGUGAGGAGCGUGGGCUCGAGUGCCGGAAGGGCGCGCUGUGGUAUGGCGCUGGCGGCGAAACGGUCAUGCUUGGGGAGGGGUUUUAGUGCGUUGAGGUGUGGGGAGGGAAUUGCUGGUGCUUUCAUAUGACCACCACCGCCGCCGUGUAGCAAUGUACUUUGGACCCAACUAGGUACUUACUUCAUGGCACAUACGAGGAGAAUUGACUAGGUAUCUUCUCGUCAGCUCCAUACGCAGCCACUGAUAUUCUGGAGCCGUGGUCCGGAC